Cuscuta campestris is the source of this 634-nucleotide messenger RNA. The record is from the annotation of a GenBank genome assembly. NCBI's taxonomy places the organism in Eukaryota, Viridiplantae, Streptophyta, Magnoliopsida, Solanales, Convolvulaceae.
CAUCAACUGUCACCAUCGACGGUUUAAGAGGUAAUUUAAAAACUUAUGAAUCUACUAUACUUAACCCGUCUUUGAAUGACCAGAGAAAAGGCAUAGCAUUAAAAGCCUCCAAAGAACCGACAAUGAAUGACUCAAGCGACGAAGAUGAAGUCAAGCUAAUCAUGAAGAAGUUUUGCAAACUUCUAAAGAAAGAGAAGGUUGAGGAUGGCCCUGUGUGCUAUGGAUGUGGUGAAGCCGGGCACAUCAAGAAUAAAUGCCCAAGAAGCGGAAGGAAUGCUCGUCACUUCAAAAAGCAAAGAGCAUACAUCUCUUGGGGUGGCGACUCCGGCGAUGAGUCAAGCGAACAAGAGGAAGACGAGGAAGCAAACCUUUGUCUCAUAGCUCAAGAAGAAGAGGAGUCCGCCAACAACGAAAACCAAGAGAUUGAUGAACCUAAAAAUAAAGAAAAAGUUGAGCACAACCGUAAACCACCUAGAGCUUAACCUAAGAAAGAUAAAAAUAACAAUAAUAGACAACCUAGACAAAAGGUUAGUCAUGAACACGAGCACUCUAGGAAACCUAGGAGGAAUUAUCAAAAUGAUUUUAUGGACACAAAUAAUUUUUCAAAUAGACAAAAUAAUGCUAGAACACCUAG